Molecule: messenger RNA, 693 nt
Organism: Vicia villosa (hairy vetch)
Lineage: Eukaryota; Viridiplantae; Streptophyta; Magnoliopsida; Fabales; Fabaceae
Exons: 2
Coding region: 1-693 (230 amino acids)
Source: RefSeq, a predicted model, not a curated record
AUGGUGCACUCUGAUAAUAUCGCAAGAGAAAUAGUUCCUUUUGUCGAUGUUUCUCCGAGUGUUGAAGGGGUAGUCACAAAGGCGAUAGAUGUCGGCGGUGACUUUAAUAGAAAACAAGACUUUGAUGAUCGUGAAAUCAUGCUAACAUGGAUUCGUAGGAAUGCAACUAACCUUGGUUUUGGUGCGGUAAUAGGAAGAUCAGAUAAUGGACAACGAAUAUACAUACAUGGAAUGUGUCAUUGGGUAGGUUUAAGUAAUACAUAUCCUGAUGGUUCAUAUUUGGUUUCAUUUAACUUAAGUGAUGAGAUAUUCAUUACAACACUCAUUCCAUUUUCCAUGGAUGCUAAACUUAAGGAUAAAGAUUGGAGUACACAUUUAAUAUUGUUAAAUGGGUCAAUUGCUACAAUUUCAUGGUAUCAUGGUUCCGGUACUUUUCACAUAUCAGUGUUAGGCGAACUCGGUGUUAAAGAAUCAUGGAUAAAACUCUUUAAUAUUGAACUAUUGUUAGAUGUUGAUCAUCCUAUUGGAGUAGGCAAAGAAGGUAAUAUAUUCUUUCGAAAAAAAGAUGAUGAAUUGAUUUUGUUUGAUUUGAGAACACAAAUGAUUAGGGAGCUUGGAAUUAAAGGAUGGCAUUUUAGUCAAGUAGUAAUUUAUAAGGAAUGCUUUAUUCCAAUUGGAGGAAUCAAUUUGUAA